This is a messenger RNA of Parathielavia appendiculata, 2190 nucleotides long. Its product is annotated as tetrapyrrole biosynthesis, 5-aminolevulinic acid synthase. The record is from RefSeq and is a predicted model, not a curated record. The annotation marks the transcript as partial. Gene Ontology annotation, cellular component: mitochondrion. The transcript has 2 exons. Gene Ontology annotation, biological process: heme biosynthetic process. Gene Ontology annotation, molecular function: 5-aminolevulinate synthase activity; pyridoxal phosphate binding. NCBI's taxonomy places the organism in Eukaryota, Fungi, Ascomycota, Sordariomycetes, Sordariales, Chaetomiaceae.
GCCUCCCGUCCUGCUGUACACGCCAUUGCGUUCCCGUUCUUGCGCGCUGUCAGGGCUCUUUCAGUCUCACUUUUCGAUUUCCGCCCUUUCAGGCACAAGGAUUCUCUUUUUUCUUGCCCCUGUCGCAGAGAGUUGAAUUGAUUCCUCCCCGCCCCCACCGUCGACGUUUGUUGAGAAACGCUGUGCUGAACGCCAAGGCACACACACAACACCCUGAGACGGGCCAUUCGGAUCAAAUUGAACCUCUCAGGACCACGAGUAUGGACUCUGUUCUGCGCCAGUCCAAGGCCAUGUGCCCCUUCAUGAGGAACGCCACCGCCGCGGGGCUCCGCGCCAUGUCGACGGCCACCCCGACUGCCGUCUCGCCCUGCGGCGGCACCAUGUCUAAGCUUCAGGUCCUCGCUCGCCGCUGUCCCGUCAUGGGAAAGGCCAUGGCUAUCCAGACGGCGCGCAUUGGACAGGCCACCGGUUUCGGCACCGUCGCUGCUAAGGCAAGCAUGUCGACUCUCUCUGGCCACGUGAAGACCGGCAAGGCGAAGCUGCACACCAGCCGCUCCCAGGAGGCCCAGGCUGUCGAAACCCCGGUUUUUAGCGGCCGCGAGAAGGCCCAGCUGCCUCCCCGCCUUCCGACCAAGCAGCAUGUUAGCGCCAGCCCUGCGACUGCCACGCGCUCCGGCGCUCCGGACUCGCACUCGGCCAAGUUCGACUAUGAAGGCUUCUACAACCGCGAGCUGGAGAAGAAACAUAAGGACAAGUCGUACCGCUACUUCAACAACAUCAAUCGUCUGGCCAAGGAGUUUCCCCGCGCUCAUAUGGCCAGCAAGGAAGAGAAGGUCACGGUCUGGUGCGCGAACGACUACCUGGGCAUGGGCCGGAACCCAUAUGUCCUAAAGGCGAUGCAUGAGACGCUUGACGAAUACGGUGCCGGCGCUGGUGGCACGCGCAAUAUCUCGGGCCAUAACAAGCACGCGGUGGAGCUGGAACAGACAAUUGCCAAGCUUCAUGCGAAGGAGGCGGCGUUGGUCUUCAGCUCGUGCUAUGUGGCCAACGACGCCACUCUGGCGACACUCGGCAGCAAGAUGCCCGACUGCGUCAUUUUGUCGGACAGCCUGAACCAUGCAUCCAUGAUCCAGGGUAUCCGCCACUCGGGCGCGAAGAAGAUUAUCUUCAAGCACAACGAUGUACAGGAUCUGGAGGGGAAGCUGGCGUCACUGCCGCUUCAUGUCCCCAAGAUCAUCGCUUUCGAGUCGGUCUACAGCAUGUGCGGAUCAAUUGGCCCUAUCGAGGAGAUUUGCGAUCUCGCCGAGAAGUACGGCGCCAUUACAUUCCUCGACGAGGUCCAUGCCGUCGGUAUGUACGGCCCGCAUGGCGCGGGCGUGGCAGAGCAUCUCGAUUAUGAGGCGCAUGCUGCCGGGCGACCCCGCGGCACCAUCAUGGACCGCAUUGACAUCAUCACUGGAACACUGGGCAAGGCCUAUGGUUGUGUGGGCGGCUACAUCGCCGGCAGCGCCAAACUGGUCGAUACGGUGCGCUCGCUAGCGCCAGGCUUCAUCUUCACCACGUCUUUGCCGCCUGCCGUGAUGGCUGGCGCCCGCACCGCCAUUGAAUACCAAAUGGAAUACCAGGGCGACCGCCGGCUGCAGCAGCUGCAUACGCGCGCGGUCAAGGAAGCGCUCCAGGAGCGCGACAUUCCCGUGAUCCCCAACCCGAGCCACAUCAUUCCCAUCCUGGUUGGCAACGCCGAAAUCGCCAAGCAAGCAAGCGACAAGCUUCUUCAGGACUACGGGAUCUAUGUGCAAAGCAUCAACUAUCCGACGGUUCCAGUGGGCCAGGAGCGCUUGCGCAUCACUCCCACGCCGGGUCACACCAAGAAAUACCGGGACGAAUUGGUCAACGCGAUCGAGAGCAUCUGGACCGAGUUGGGCAUUAAGCGCACCAGCGAAUGGGCCGCCGAGGGUGGCUUCAUUGGCGUCGGUGCACCGGAUGCCGCGCCCGACGAGCCGCUUUGGACGGACGAGCAGCUUGGCAUUGCCGAGGCGGCGCGCAUGCUGCUGCAGGCUGCUGAGGCCGAGCAGCAGCAGCAGCAGCAGCAGCAGCCGCCGCCCAAGGGUUCCUCUCCUGGCCCGCUGACGGGUGGACUGACGGAGAGACUCUUGGAGCGGGAGAUGAAGGGCUUGCAGCAGAGCGCUA